Molecule: messenger RNA, 7931 nt
Organism: Phalacrocorax carbo (great cormorant)
Lineage: Eukaryota; Metazoa; Chordata; Aves; Suliformes; Phalacrocoracidae
Source: RefSeq, a predicted model, not a curated record
UCGGGCGGGAGGUGGGGAGGGCCCCGGCGUGCGGCAGGGGCGGCGGCGGCCCGGGGCACCCCCGCCCGCACCCCCCCGGCCCGGGGCGCCCCCCGUGCAGCCCCCGGCCCGGGGCAGGGGAAGCACCCGAUCAGGCUUACGCUAAAAUAAGUUCCCGAGCGAAAAUAAGUCGAGGAGUCAUUUCACCCUUUGCAGCGUGCCCGGGGUUUUAAUAAUGCGCUUACCCUGAAACCCCUCCCUCCCCAGCUACGGAAGGGUCCGUGAGGUUGCCAAAUACUCUUCACCUGUUCAUUUUUUACAUCCGUCUUUUUUUUGUUUGUUUGUUUCCUCCCUUGAAUUCUGGUUGCUGCACCUCUGUGACCAGGCCAGAGCCAGCUGUGCCAAAUGUUGAUUUGGAGAAAACUCGGGCAGCUGAGUUGUGAAUACUCGAAAAUUGGAACUAGAAACUGCUGACACACUGACUUGCUGAAGUGGAUUUUGUUCUUCAUUUUAUUCUUUCACUCAUCUGCAAUGGUCUUAUGACCACUCGUAUUGUUUUGUUUCAUUAACAAGUGGUGUCAGAAGUCUUGAGUCAUGCAAGGUCAGCUAUAACACGGUGCUCUUGAGAAGGCUUCCUCUGCUCAUUUUUCAGAGAUACUUAACUUCUAGUCCUUGCCUCGGCCGAGAAUCCCAUCCUAUCCUUUUUCUCUGGGAUGAAGUAUUUAUGGCUACGGAGAGCUAAAUGGUAACGCAGGAGAAAGAGAAGUGUCAUUAAAGGGCCUGUGCUCUGAUGAACCCACCGCCCCAGGAUCCAGGGUACCCAAUGGCAGCCAGCAGCUCGUAGACACUAACGUGACCCCAAAGCAGACUGUGAAGGCCAGUGCUUUGGGGAAGGCUGGAAUCAAACCCAAGAACUUCAUUCAGAAAAAUAGCAUGGACAAAAAGAAUGAGAAGUCCUACGAAAAUAAACUUAGAGAAAGCCAGUCCUCAGACAAGCCAGAGGGAGUGUCUAUUCCAAAUGGUGUGGUAACCAAUAAUUCUAGCUAUAUCACGAAUGGCUACGUAGGCAAAGGGGCCGACAAUGAUGGUAGUGGCUCCGAGAGUGGAUAUACUACACCUAAAAAACGGAAAGGCAGGCGCAACAGUGCCAAGGGUUGUGAGAACUUGAAUCUAGUACAGGACAAAAUAAUGCAACAGGAGGUCAGCGCACCAACCUUAAAACAGGAACUUGAGAGUUUCAAGCCUGAUUAUAGCGAACAAAAGGGGAACCGAAUUGAAAAUACUAAGCCUGUUUGGAAAUACGAGGCUGGGGCUGGUGGAGCAGGCCGGGGAAAGCCUGGGCUUGGGGAUGUACAGCGAAAAAACUCUGAUGCCAAACCUGGGAUUAGCAGCAAGAAGUUUGAUGACCGGCCCAAAGGGAAGCACGCAUCGUCAGCUACAUCUAAAGAGGACUCAUGGACCUUAUUUAAGCCACCCCCAGUUUUUCCAGUGGACAAUAGCAGUGCUAAAAUAGUUCCCAAAAUAAGUUAUGCAAGUAAAGUCAAAGAAAACCUCAACAAAGCAGCUCAGACCCCAUCCACGUCAUCAUCGUCAUCUUCGUCAUCUGCCGGGGAAACUCAGGCCCAAACAUCAAGUCGACUGUCCCAAGUCCCCAUGUCUGCUAUGAAAUCUGUGACUUCUGCUAGCUUCUCGAAUGGGCCAAUCCUAGCAGGGACUGAUGGAAGCGUGUAUUCUCCAGGGACCCAGCCACUGCUCUCAACUGCUGCUAGUACUGUACCAUCAGCCUCCUCCGAGUCAGUACCCCAGGACAUGAGUACAACUUCAACAGCUCUCGAACAAAAGAAAUCUAGCCUUUUUAUCUACCCUUCAAAUAUGCAAACUGUGCUUAUGGGUACAGCGCAAGUCGACUUCCCAUCGCAGACGAAUCAGCAGAACCUGGGAGAUAUCUUCCAGAAUCAGUGGGGCUUGUCUUUCAUAAACGAGCCCAGCGCUGGACCCGAAACUGUUGUGGGGAAAUCUGCAGAUAAUCAGUUAAUGGAAGUGACAUUUCAAGGGGAAUAUCCUGCCACUUUGGUUUCACAGUGUGCUGAAAUCAUUCCCUCAGGAACUGAACAACCUGUGUUUCCUAAGGCUUAUGAGCUGGAUAAACGGACUAGCCCUCAAAUUCUUAGUGCUAUUCUUAAGCCUGGGACUGCUGUUGAGGGUGGUGUCUUAGCUUUGGAGUUGCAUCACACAGGUGACCUACAAAAGGCAGACACCGGUAGCCAAGGUGCUUUAGUGUUUCUUUCAAAAGACUAUGAAAUAGAGAAUCCUCUGGCCUCUCCUACGAACAAUUUGCUAGCCUCCGCCAAAGAACAGGGGUACCAGAGAGGCCUAGAAAGGAAAGAUAGCUGGGGUUCUUUUGACCUGAGGGCUGCUAUUCUAUAUCACACUAAAGAAAUGGAAUCGGUUUGGAAUUUGCAGAAGCAAGAUCCCAAAAGGAUAAUCACUUACGACGAAGCCAUGGAUCGCCCGGAUCAAUGAAGGUAGCAAGACGAGACUGCCUGUUAUAACCUUUCUGCAGCAUUUGUGCUGUUCGUGGGGGACAAAAGGCUUUUAUGCUCCUUCUAAAUCUUCAGUGCAGCAGAGGAACCAUAACUAGAAUCACAGGAUAAUAUAUACAAAUAUAUAUAUAGUUAUUUAAAAAUGGCAACUGAAAGUAAUUAGACUUCUUAAGGAAUCUGAAAAUUUAUUUCAACGAGACUACACACGUGAUUAUUUAAUCUCCGGUACUGAAUAGAUUUUUUUCCUUUUUUUUUGUUUUGUUUUUGUUUAAAGAGUGAAUGCAAGUGAUUAACGAAUACAGACUCGAUUUACAAGCCCGGUUCUAAAGUUUCUGCUGUCGUCUACACGGGCAGCAGCAGCCCACUGGAGAGGCAUUUCCACUUGACAAGGUUUCUGUUUCUCGUUCUGUGACUGUAGUGACACACUAAUCACAGGGAAAUCGGGGUGAUUCACCAUCCUUCAUCCCCCCUUUCCCUUCCACCUCCCCUAUUUGGGUUUUUAUUUUUUCAGUUUUGUUUUCCAUUGAAUGCUGGAGAAACGCCUUGAAGUUUGCAGAGUUUCUUUUUUUAUUUUCCAGAGAAUUAUAAUCCGCAUGUUUUGCCAGGAGUAAAGCAGCCAAUCCUAUGCUGGGGAUAUUGUCUUAAAGCGUCAUUCUUCUGGGGGAAAGAUGGUAACACUGCAGUUCUAGGAUGCAUGGUGAAGCCUCACAGUUGGCCUGGCUCCGGUUACAUGUUGGACUAUUGCAACUGAAGAGUUCUUUCAUUUUAAAAGACAACAUGCAAAAAUAAGCAAUCUGUUUAGGCAUUUAAUAUGGAAAAAAAAAAAACAAAACACCAACAAAAAACCACUGUUCCCAUAGCUUAAUGCCAUUGUAUUACUGGGAGCAAAAAAAAAAAAAAAAUCUGCUUUCGACUGUAGGUGCUUCAUAUUUGCUCUGUCUGUCUCCUAACACUAAACGUGCCGGAUUUUUUUCCCAUUUUCAUUGGAAAACGGAAGAGGAAUUGAGUUCUGCUAACUUUCACCCUUCUUGAAUUAUUUUUUUUUCUCUCUUAAAAAAAAAAAUCAGAAAAAAAAAAGAAAAGGAAAAAAGGAAAAAAAAAAAAAUAAUCCUUUUCAAUUUGUCCAUAGAAGGCCAAUGGCUGGGCUUCCCGCACCUGCCCGUUGGAAAUGCUCUUUUAUAUUUUAAUGCAGUCUGUGUAUUUCCGGGCUCUGCUUCUAAUUAUCUCUUAAUAAAAAUAUAUUUUAUUACAAAAAUGGAGGACUUAGGAAUGAAAAUAAUAAUUUAAAAAUAUUAAAAAAAAAAUAAAAUUAAAAAUCUCCCAAGGACAGGGAAGCUCCCUGGCAGCGGUAGAGAAGGCUGAGCAGACUGCAGGCUCCAGCUGUGUAACCCGCUCUGUCCCAUUGCAGCUUGUGCAGCGCGUCCAAAUCAUCUCGGGGUUGGGUAGUUCUUCUGGCUUGUUUUUUGUUGUGUUUUUUUUUUUUUUAAAAAAAGUGCAAAGUUUUACAGGGUCCAGUGCAAGAGCAAGCAGCCAAUGCAGCAGCAAUGGGUUUCCUGACCCACCCGAGCUCCACCAGGCACCCAGUGCUCACCGGGGGGGAUGUGGCUGGAGGCUGGCUAAUGCGUGGCCGGGCAUCGGGCUCGGCAGCGGUUGGUGUCCCCCAAAAUCAGCCUGGACCCUCUGGGGCGUUACAGGAAGCAGAUAAGCCCAGAACUUUUGCCUACCCCUUGUGCUUAGAUUUAUCCACUUUUUUUUUCUUUUUUUCUUUAACCUAGGAGUAUGUAGCAUGUGCUUUUUAAUUGUCUUUAUUCUUUUAAUAAGGUUGUUCCUGAAUGAGACGUUUAGGUUCAUGGUGGGACAAUGAAGCUUAAUUCUGUACCUUUUGUAAGAUUGCUAGCUUUCUGCCACGCUUAGUCUUAAAAGUUUGACUAUGGAUUGCCUACUCCAUUUUAUGUAUAAAAUACUAUAUAGUAUAAUACCGUAGUGUAAUACUAUAUAGUGCUCGUGUAUUGUAUCAGUCCAGGUUCGGAAACGUGUGGUUGGCCAGUCGCAAAUAGUUCUGUUUCACCUAUAAACUGUACCGCCUUCACAGGUGUGUGUAACUUUCAGAUGUAUGACAUGUUUACAGAUGUGCCCGACGUCUAGUCCUCCGACGCUCCUAUUUUUGAUUCUGUUGAGUCUCCCAACUGCUUGCCAAAAGUCGGAAUCGCGUCCGGCUCCGCUGCGGAAGAGCUGGGGCGUUCCUGAGCUUUAAAGUGUUGAACAAACUGGAUGGUGGGGCUGGGAAGAUUGAGGUGGAAGAAAUGGUCUAUUUUAUUUUCUUCUUUAUUAUUUUCGAAAAGUUGAAGGCUAAUAGCAAAGUUUCCAGUUUGUUUUACUGGCUUUAAGGCUCUGCUGUGUAUUUAUUUGCCUUGUGUAGUCACUUGUCGCCUUAAGGGCUGGGUUCCAUUAAAAAAAAAAAAAAAAAGACAAAAAGACCAAAAAAAAGAGUAAAAAAAAAAAAAAAAAAAAAAAGACAAAACCAACCCCUGUUUUGCUUCCCAGGGGUCUGCGCUGUCCUGGUACCCCCGGCCCCAGCUCCGCUGUCGGGGCUGGCGCGAUGCAGAAGCUGAACAGCAAUAGCCCGUGCUGAAUCUGACCCUGCGUGUUUAGAAAGAUCCGAGUCUUGCUAAAUAUUUGAGGACGCUCAUCUUGGCCUAGUCCGGUCCGUCUUCUAAAUAGCGAAAGAAACGCUGAAACAAACACGGUUCAAGUGAUGGGUUGGGUUGGUUCCCCCCCGCCCCCGAUGUUCACCCCUGCUGCUUUUCCUCGCUGCGCGCGGCCCCUCGCCGGUGGUACCCAUCCAGAAACACCCUCUGCAGCUUCUCCGCUGUAUUUCUGACCAUCCUCUCUUCAAGCGUGUGUCUGUCUGUCUGUCUCCGUGAGCUCCAGGGCGUGUGCUCAGCGCUGGGCAGUUAGGAAAUCCUCUCUCUGAGCUCCUGGAGCUCCGGCUCGCCGGCGCAGGCGGGGUUUCUGGGAUAGACUAUUGCCUAGAGCCAGGCAGGACCGCGGAAGGAACUUCCUUGUGCCGUCACAUAACUCGCCCUGUCGCUGUCUGCAGUCCUCCCGAAGUCCUCACACAAUUCUUUACUGAGCACUUAUUAAAAAUAUCUUAAGAUUUAAUCUGUUUUUCUGAUUAUUUUUGUGUAAACUUAUAAAAAAAAAACCUGAAAUUGAGCUGUGACUAAUUUAGCACAUUUAAAUAAUGCUGAGGUGUUACUGAUAAGUCUUAUGUUUUGGUUUCCUUUGUUUUUGUUUGACUCAGAGUAUUAGUACUGUAGCAUAAACCAAAUACAGCCCGGGAAGGGGUGCGGCAGCCUUCUCUCCCGGGUGCGCGCCCGAGGGUGUCUGUGCGUGCGCGGGGGGCGACGAGCUGACGGUGCGUGUGCGAGCAUCUCGCGUACGGAGAGCGAGCGUGUAUUUAUUUGUGCCAUUGUUCUCAUUACACUGAGUAAAGUUGUAAAACAGAAACCCUUACGUACGUGUAGUAUCGGAAAGUGGCACUAAGGGUGAAAUCAUGACCUAUUUUUUUAUUAGCUAUGAAGAUACUAAUUCAGGUUAAGGCUUUUCUCUCCCCUUUCUGUUCCCGGUGCGGGUCUGACGAGUCCCUUUCCUCCGGCUCCCUUGCCAGGCUUUCUAUUUAUUGGAAUAACAAUUCCUGCAGGGGCAGGGGCUGUCUCCUCUCCCCUCCGGUCCUUCCGCACCGCUCCUCCUCUGCCGGCGGGUCUUGUGCCGCGCGGGCUGGAGCGCGUACCGCCGGCCGGAUCCAGCACGGCAUCCGCGCUCUUGGGCGGAUCAGGGAGUGUUUCCUCCACUCCACGAGACAGUUUAGAAGCUGUUCCGUGCUCCCGUUCCCAGCGACGGUGGUUUGGGGACCUUCGGCCUCUCUGCUCCCUCCCACCCCGCCUGUCCGGCGGAUUGGCAACGCGAUGGCUUUCAAGGUUUGGUUGGAGUUUGGUUUUGGUUUAAACCCACCUCAGUCGUCUGUGAAACCCUGUUUUCAUCGGUAGAAACCUCUCGUCUCUUUGACGACGUGGGUAGCUCCAGGGCAUGGUUUCUGUCGCCGACCCACUUCAAACCAUCGCCCUUUCUGAACCGUAAAUCCCGCUGUUUGCCUUUCGUAGCUGCUGUGAACUUCUCUGAAAUGCAGGAAAAAAACACAACCCAAGUCUCAUUAGGUCGUGAGUGUGCCAGCUAUUGGGCAGCUGAGGCUGGCAGCGAGCGGCGGGGCGAACCGCCUAGCUAAACCGAAAGGAAAAUCGCUUCCUGCGAGGAAAAAAAGGUUAAAAAAGGAGAGAUGGAAGUUGUUCUCUCAGCCACGUGUGCACUUAGCGCCUUUCACCUGCAAGAGAGCGUUACCGCAGGGCGAUAGCGUCCUUUCCAGCAGUGGCCGGUGGGGGACACGCGGGAGCGAUGGCGGUCACAGGCGUGUGUCGGAACUGCUGGUAGUUUUCCUGUGCGUUCAGUUUUUUGCUCUUGAUUCAGCAUUUUCAGUGACUUGCUAUGGUGUCCGAAGCUUUCAGGAGUCUCGUCCCUAGAAGACUUUUCUGUACGUACGUCCAUAGCGAUGUGUGUUCCUUACAGAGGCUGUUUACAAGGGAGAUGGUCGAGGUCAGGAGGGGAGAGAACAAGGCUACGCGUAACUUAAAGCUGCUACACAUUUUCACACCGGUGCGUCAGGCAGGAGGAGGGCUGGGGCUGGAAGAACUCUAGUGUGGUGGAGGAGCUGAAGAAGCCAGAGUAAAUCUAGCUUUGGCCACCGCAAGGGCAUUUUUUCCAGGCGAAAAAACCCUAGCGCAAGCAGUUGAGAAGCAGGAACCCGGGCUGGUGCGAAGGAGCAGAAGAUCUCGGUCUGCGCUGCCGGACGCGCUGCCUUCCAGAGAUUACAGAGCUUUAGACAUUUGCACAAUACGCGUUACACCACAGGGUAAGGCUGGCUUCCUUGCAUCCCGCUCCAGAUCCUCAAAAGCGGCAUCGCUCAGCAGCGCGACGCCGAAGCAGCGGCCGUCUGGGGGGGUGCGAGGGAGCUUCGGGGCGCGAGACCCUCGGGGACAGGCUGCCGGGGGCGUCGGGCUGCUCCCUGUCCUGGGGCGGGAGCAGGGGACGUACCUGUGCUCUCAGCAGGGGAUGCUGAGCUGUAUUUAUCUUGACUGUUAAUCAGAAAGCUUCGUAUAACGUGUCCAGAGCUCUAAAGCCAUUUUGUAAGAUAGCAGUAUCCCUUUUCUACAGCCUUAUUAAUGAGUAGGGUAUCUUAAAAGAAGAAAAAAAAAAAUAGUUCAUUUCUCUCUGUGGUAUGAAACUUGUGUACUGCGAACAUACGAACGUUUAGCAAAAACACAACUUGCAGAUUUCUUAAAAAAAAAAACAAAA